Messenger RNA from Centropristis striata (black sea bass), 1690 nucleotides. RefSeq names its product yippee-like 5 (gene ypel5). Bases 274 to 639 code for a protein of 121 amino acids. The record is from RefSeq and is a predicted model, not a curated record. The transcript is spliced from 3 exons. NCBI's taxonomy places the organism in Eukaryota, Metazoa, Chordata, Actinopteri, Perciformes, Serranidae.
CUGCUGACCUCUCGUGGAGCAGCCGUUGGCGCCGCAGCGCGUCAUCACCGGAUGUUGACGUCAUUACCGGAUGUUGAUAGUAGCUGGUAGCGGAGCGCAGACAGGAACAGCUGAGAAAGAACAACAACAAAGCCACGACGACGACGGUAAAAACAACAGAUGUGCGUCUAAAAUACACUUUAAACAUCGGUGACAUUAUCGCUGGUGGGGACAUUUUGACCCGCUAAAACAAAUCUGUAAAGCCGUAGUUCAGUCGCUCCCAGAGAUUUGACGAUGGGCCGCAUCUUCUUGGACCACAUCGGUGGAACCCGCCUCUUCUCCUGUGCCAACUGUGACACCAUCCUGACCAACAGGUCCGAGCUCAUCUCCACACGCUUCACAGGAGCCACAGGCAGAGCUUUCCUCUUCAACAAGGUGGUGAACCUGCAGUACAGCGAGGUGCAGGACAGAGUGAUGCUCACCGGCAGACACAUGGUGAGAGACGUCAGCUGCAAGAACUGCAACAGCAAGCUGGGCUGGAUCUACGAGUUCGCUACCGAGGACAGUCAGCGGUACAAGGAGGGGCGUGUCAUCCUGGAGAGAGCGCUGGUGAGGGAGAGCGAGGGCUUCGAGGAGCACGUCCCCUCAGACAACUCAUGAGCCCUGAAGCUUGGAUUAACUUGUGUGGGAAAGCUCCUCCUCCUGUCCUCCUCCUGCCCCUCCCCCCCUGGUCCCCUCUCCUCUGUGCUGCACACCAACACCUGCAGACUUAGUGGUCAGUUGAAGGCUUCACCCCCCCCCCAGCUCCCCUUCCCUACGACCCUUGACCUCCGCUGAUUAGAAGAUUGGUUUGCUGGCUCCACUCUUGCUGAAUAGGCUUCCCCCAAAAAUACCUCCUGAUGUCUGUGUCACGGGGCACCACUCCCUAAAAUACCUCCUGAGACACAAAUAGGGAGUCGUAACUAACUUCACUUGUUUACGUGUUCGUGCACGGUCACACAGAAUCUCCACCACCUCACAAGGCAUGCUCCACCCCUUUAUAUGGUUAUUAAAACAUGCAUGAUAGUAGACAUGGUCAGUCACACAUAGUUGUUUUGUUAAUUUAGAUAACUGGAUGCAGUAGAGCUGAGUUUGUUUGUCACUCAGACGGGCAGAGACCGUCCCGCUCUGCACAGCGACGUUAGCUGAAGCCGAUGGAGGCGUCACUCUACGUUUUGCUUCUGUGGAUCUUGUGCUUCUGUGUUGUGACUCUUGUCUCAAUGUGUUAGUCACUGGUGAGCACUGAAUGCAAUUAAGACCCUGAUCGUCGUCGUUGUUUCUGUAACAGUUACCUUUUAUUAGCCUCUAGUGUAAUGACAGUUAUAGUGUUUAAAGUCUUUGUUUGCAUCCAGACGAUACCAUAAGGACCGCACAGACUGAUGUCAUAUUUAAGUAUUCAUUACACAGGGUUCGUACGGGCGCUUGAAACCCUUGAAAAUGUUGUAUUUUCAAGGUUUAAAAAGAGCUGUUAGUGGAUUUUGGAUAAAGUGCUUGUAAAUGCUGGAGAUUCUUCCUGUAUUUCUCUUGCAAUCUGACAAUAUCCACCCAUAGACUAUAGAUAAUCACAUGUUCAAUGUAAAAAAUAAUGAGUAGCCUAUCUGAAAUGAAGACCGUUCCUCCUAAAAGUGUAACACCAUCACUGUUGGUAUGGUUAAAUGAAAUCUCCCCCUUU